Glossina fuscipes is the source of this 969-nucleotide messenger RNA. RefSeq names its product ubiquitin-conjugating enzyme E2-22 kDa-like. The record is from RefSeq and is a predicted model, not a curated record. Bases 148 to 744 code for a protein of 198 amino acids. The transcript has a single exon. Gene Ontology annotation, molecular function: protein binding. Lineage: Eukaryota; Metazoa; Arthropoda; Insecta; Diptera; Glossinidae.
GGGGAGACCAAGAAUCACUCGUGCAGUGAAAGUUAUAUGAGUUAUUCAUUUCGAUUAAGAGGUAUAGACAAUCCAAAAGAGAAGAAGAAUUCGCAUCGAUAGAGAUAAAAAAUUAAGAAAAAAAUAUUUCAAAAGUAGAGUCGUAACAUGGCUAGUUAUGCAGUCAAGCGAAUUAGUCGUGAAGUCAAAGAAAUAAUGUGCAGUGAAGAUAUAUUGAAAUGUGCGAUCAAAGUAGAAAUGAUCGAUGAUAACUGGACCGAUUUACGCGCCGAAAUAGCUGGACCGCCCGGUACACCAUAUGAGGGUGGAAAAUUUGCACUUGAAAUCAAAGUGCCCGAUAAAUAUCCUCUCAGUGCACCAAGGGUACGUUUUGCCACCAGAAUAUGGCAUCCGAAUGUAUCUUCAGUUACUGGAGCUGUGUGUUUGGAUAUUUUAAAAGCCAACUGGACCGCCACGAUGACCUUGUGCAGCAUUUUACUGUCGCUGCAAGCUUUAUUAGCCGCCGCUGAGCCCAAUGAACCUCAAGAUGCCAUUGUAGCGUCCCAAUUCAAAGAUAAGAAUUUAUUCGAAAUAACCGCUCGACAUUGGACUAAUGUUUAUGCAGGAGGUCCUCAUAGAGAACCGGAUUGUGACGAAAAAAUUCAACGUCUGCGGGAUAUCGGUGUCAACGAGCACGAUGCUCGCGUUGCCUUGUCAAAAGAAAAUUGGGAUUUGGCAACAGCUGCCGGAAGACUGUUCAGCUAGCUUUACUGCUAUCAAAGGCUUGCUGGCAUGAGCAUUUCUUUUUUGGCCAAUGAGAUUACAAAAUCAGUAGCCAUGGUCGCAAUAAAUAAAAUUUAAAGAAAAAAAAAAUAUUAUGCCCAUAAAUCGUCUAGCGUACAAAUAUAUGGCCUUACUUGCUUCUCGCUCAAAAAGGGAACAAUGACAAAAGAUAAAUUAUUAUUUUUUAUUUUUUUGGUUUGGAUUAUA